Molecule: messenger RNA, 1500 nt
Organism: Microbotryum saponariae
Lineage: Eukaryota; Fungi; Basidiomycota; Microbotryomycetes; Microbotryales; Microbotryaceae
Source: the annotation of a GenBank genome assembly
AUGGUCCCCAGACCCUACGUAGAAACCGACUUCAGAGCCAUUCGGACUACCCAACCCCUGGCACAUCGACUCGUCAUCUCUAACCUUCCUGCUACUUCUGAUAACAUCGCAAAACUGACGGCGGAAGGGACCAUUGAACACCUACUUGUCCAAGCCGGCAUUAGCGUCAAUGAGCAGCCAGUUUUCUUUCAGUCGCACGAAGUCCUUAACCUCACCGGGCUGUCGGACCCUGCCCAAUCAAGAUACAAGGCCCUAAACACGGAUUAUUUUGAGAUCAUCGGGCCCAAGGACGAAAUUGAAUUCACCAGCAAGAUCUUCAGUUUUCUGAAUAACGACAGCAAGCCGUACUGUGAGUGGGACAAAAGAACGCCGACCCUCUCCUGUUCACUACAACAGCCUCUGACAGCCCAGACUUCCAAACGUCCAGACCCUUCCUCGUUCGAAUCCGAGCUAGUCGACGAAAACAAUCACCGUUGGCCUCGUCUUUUCGCUCAUUUCACCGACGUGAAGGAGAACGACGAAGUACGAUGGGUCCGUCUAGCUUUUGAUUCCGUAAAGCAUUCCGGCAAGGAGAGCUACGACACCAUCGAGCGAGCCCCGGAAGAAGCAAUUCGAAAGGCGAUAAAAGCGCAUUUGGACAAACACUUCGAAGACAUGAAGAACGUCCCCGCCGAGUCGUGCAUUUCGGUCACCAACGAUUCAGGUACACGCGGCGAUCAAUGCAAGGUCCUGGUCGCGGUUCGUAUGGCGAGUGCUUUUAUGGUGGAAAAGAUCACAGCCACGAAGGACCGGUCUACCCUCAGUGCAAAGGUCAACAUCCCAAUGUGACCCACGUCUCGUUUGACGCCACAAGUGACUACGGAACCACUGCUGGUCGAACAAACCAUCACCAGGGUUUUCAAACGCAUCGUGAAAACGCGAGGGAUGCGAGAGCCCUUCGCAAUCGUCGUCUUAUGGGCCAAAUCGAACAGGGACCCCCAGAGUGUGGCCUCGUACCUGAUGAGCUGCCUUAAGGAUGCCGCCGAGUACCCCCAGGAUCCCAUUACGCGACCCAAAGGCACAAUUGUGACGACGGACUACGAGCCGGCUACCGGCCCGGGCCAGCACCAAAAAGCGGUCUUUCGGUUUUCAGUGUCCACAUCCGCCCUGGCAACACACAUCGUGCAGAUGGUACCUUUUCUGCCGGCCCACGACAGAUUCGGCACGAGUUGGCAUGAUGGCGACGAACGUGUAGUCAUCAAGGUCUGCCUAAACAACGAGCGCGCUGAUGCUAUCUCUGCCCGAUUCAAUAAGGCCACGUCGGAGUCGCAAGGGGCUAUCGCCGAAAGUGCUCGACACAUCGAAAAUCGGAUCGACAUGAUUCAGGACGUCUUCCAGACCCUCGCCACAACGUAUGCGGAGGACAAGCGAAGGAACGAACAGAUCGCGCAAGAAACUCGGCAAAUGAUGCAUGCGCUCCACAUGAGUGAAAGGCACGAGAUCGCUCUCGAGCCUCACUGA